AUGGAGCCCCGCAGCAUGGAGUACUUCAGCGCCCAGGUGCAGCAGAAGGACGUGGGCGGCCGCCAGCAGGUGGGCCAGGAGCUGCUGCAGUACCUCGGCGUGCCCGGCGCCAUCCCGGACCUGGAGGAGGACGUGGGGAGCCUGGGCAGGACGAUCGACGCCCUCACCGGCUGGGUGGGCUCGAGCAACUACCGGAUAUCAUUAAUGGGAUUGGAAAUUUUAAGUGCCUUUGUGGACAGAUUGUCAACACGAUUUAAGUCCUACGUAGCAAUGGUUAUUGUAACUUUAGUAGACAGACUGGGAGAUGCCAAAGAUAAAAUUCGUGAUGAAGCUCAGAUUCUGCUCUUGAAGUUAAUGGACCAAGUAGCACCACCUAUGCACAUUUGGGAACAGUUGGCUUCUGGGUUUAAGCACAAGAAUUUUCGAUCUCGAGAAGGCGUGUGUCUAUGUCUUAUUGAAACCUUAAACAUUUUUGGAGCUCAACCACUAGUCCUCAGCAAGUUGGUACCACAUUUGUGUAUCCUAUUUGGAGAUUCCAACAGCCAGGUGAGAGAUGCCGCAAUAUUGGCUAUAGUGGAAAUUUAUAGACAUGUGGGAGAGAAAGUAAGAGUGGAUCUUUCUAAGAGAGGAAUUCCCCCUGCUAGAUUAGAAACGAUAUUUGCCAAAUUUGAUGAAGUGCAAAAUUCAGGCGGUAUGAUUUUGAGUGUCUGCAAAGAUAAAAGCUUCGAUGAUGAAGAAUCAGUGGAUGGAAAUAGGCCAUCAUCAGCUGCUUCAGCCUUCAAGGUUCCUGCACCUAAAACAUCCGGAAAUCCUGUCAACAGUGCAAGGAAGCCUGGUUCAGCAGGUGGCCCUAAAGUUGGAGGUGCUUCCAAGGAAGGAGGUGCUGGAGCAGUUGAUGAAGAAGAUUUUAUAAAAGCCUUCACAGAUGUCCCUCCUGUUCAGAUCUAUUCUGGUCGAGAACUUGAAGAAACAUUAAAUAAAAUCAGGGAAAUUUUGUCAGAUGACAAACAUGACUGGGAUCAGCGUGCCAAUGCACUUAAGAAAAUUCGAUCAUUGCUUGUUGCUGGAGCUGCACAAUAUGAUUGCUUUUUUCAACAUUUACGCUUGUUGGAUGGAGCACUUAAACUUUCAGCUAAGGAUCUUAGGUCCCAGGUGGUUAGAGAAGCUUGUAUUACUGUAGCCCAUCUAUCAACAGUUUUGGGGAACAAAUUUGAUCAUGGCGCUGAGGCCAUUGUACCUACACUUUUUAAUCUCGUCCCCAAUAGUGCAAAAGUCAUGGCAACUUCUGGAUGUGCAGCAAUUAGGUUCAUCAUUCGGCAUACUCAUGUACCCAGACUUAUACCUUUAAUAACAAGCAAUUGCACAUCAAAAUCAGUUCCUGUGAGAAGGCGUUCAUUUGAAUUUUUAGAUUUAUUGUUACAAGAGUGGCAGACUCAUUCAUUGGAAAGACAUGCAGCCGUCUUGGUUGAAACUAUUAAAAAGGGAAUUCAUGAUGCUGAUGCUGAGGCCAGAGUGGAAGCAAGAAAGACAUAUAUGGGUCUUAGAAACCACUUUCCUGGUGAAGCUGAAACAUUGUAUAAUUCCCUUGAACCAUCUUAUCAGAAGAGUCUUCAAACGUACUUAAAGAGUUCCGGCAGUGUAGCAUCUCUUCCACAGUCUGACAGGUCUUCAUCUAGCUCACAAGAAAGUCUCAAUCGCCCCUUUUCUUCAAAAUGGUCUACAGCAAACCCAUCAACUGUAGCUGGCAGAGUAACAGCGGGCAGCAGCAAAGCUGGUUCCCUUCCAGGAAGCCUGCAGCGUUCGAGAAGUGACAUCGACGUGAACGCGGCUGCUGGUGCCAAGGCACAUCAUGCUGCUGGGCAGGCCAUGCGGAGUGGGCGCUUGGGUGCAGGUGCCCUGAAUCCGGGUUCCUAUGCAUCACUAGGUCGGGUGAGAGCAAAGCUUUCAACACCACUUGCUGGCAUAGGAAAUGCCAAGACAGAUUCCAGAGGAAGAAGUCGAACAAAAAUGGUGUCUCAGUCACAGCCUGGCAGCCGGUCUGGAUCUCCAGGAAGAGUUCUGACCACAACGGCCCUCUCCACUGUGAGCUCUGGUGUUCAAAGAGUCCUGGUCAACUCAGCCUCAGCACAGAAGAGAAGCAAGAUACCACGGAGCCAGGGCUGUAGCAGAGAGGCUAGUCCUUCUAGGCUCUCAGUGGCCCGAAGCAGCCGCAUUCCUCGACCAAGUGUCAGUCAAGGGUGCAGCCGAGAGGCCAGUCGGGAGAGCAGCCGGGACACAAGUCCUGUCCGUUCUUUCCAGCCCCUCGGUCCAGGAUAUGGGAUCAGCCAAUCAAGUCGACUAUCAUCUUCUGUCAGUGCCAUGCGAGUCCUGAACACAGGUUCUGAUGUGGAGGAGGCGGUGGCAGAUGCCUUGAAAAAACCUGCUCGAAGAAGAUAUGAGUCAUAUGGAAUGCAUUCAGACGAUGACGCCAACAGCGAUGCGUCUAGUGCUUGUUCAGAACGCUCCUACAGUUCUCGAAAUGGUAGUAUUCCUACGUAUAUGAGGCAGACCGAAGAUGUGGCAGAAGUCCUCAAUCGGUGUGCUAGUUCCAACUGGUCAGAAAGGAAAGAAGGCCUUCUGGGUUUGCAGAACUUACUAAAAAAUCAGAGAACACUGAGUCGAGUUGAACUGAAAAGACUAUGUGAAAUUUUCACAAGAAUGUUUGCUGAUCCUCAUGGCAAGGUAUUCAGCAUGUUUUUGGAGACACUAGUGGACUUCAUACAAGUCCACAAAGAUGAUCUUCAAGAUUGGUUAUUUGUAUUAUUGACGCAGCUAUUAAAAAAAAUGGGUGCUGACUUGCUUGGGUCUGUGCAGGCAAAAGUUCAGAAAGCCCUUGAUAUUACAAGAGAAUCUUUUCCCAAUGAUCUUCAGUUUAAUAUUCUAAUGAGAUUUACAGUUGAUCAGACUCAAACACCAAGCUUGAAGGUGAAGGUUGCUAUCCUUAAAUAUAUAGAAACUCUAGCCAAACAGAUGGACCCAGGAGAUUUUGUGAAUUCCAGUGAAACUCGCUUGGCAGUCUCUCGGUUUAUCACUUGGACAACAGAACCCAAAAGUUCUGAAGUUCGGAAGGCGGCGCACUCAGUGCUGAUUUCCCUCUUUGAACUCAAUACCCCAGAGUUUACUAUGCUAUUAGGAGCUUUACCAAAAACUUUUCAGGAUGGUGCUACCAAGCUUCUUUAUAACCACCUUCGAAACACUGGCAAUGGAACCCAGAGUUCCAUGGGGAGUCCUUUGACAAGACCAACACCACGUUCACCAGCCAACUGGUCCAGUCCUCUUACUUCUCCUACCAAUACAUCACAGAAUACUUUAUCUCCAAGUGCAUUUGAUUAUGACACAGAAAAUAUGAACUCUGAAGACAUUUAUAGCUCUCUUAGAGGUGUCACUGAAGCAAUUCAGAAUUUCAGCUUCCGUAGUCAAGAAGAUAUGAAUGAGCCAUUGAAAAGGGAUUCUAAAAAAGAUGAUGGAGAUUCAAUGUGUGGUGGUCCUGGGAUGCCUGACCCAAGAGCAGGAGGUGAUGCUACUGACUCAAGCCAAACAGCCGUUGACAAUAAAGCCUCAUUACUCCAUUCCAUUCCUGCUCACUCCUCUCCGCGCUCUCGAGAUUAUAACCCGUACAACUAUUCAGACAGCAUCAGUCCCUUUAACAAGUCUGCCCUCAAGGAAGCUAUGUUUGAUGAUGAUGCCGACCAGUUUCCUGAUGAUCUUUCCCUAGACCAUUCUGACCUAGUUGCGGAGUUAUUGAAGGAGUUGUCGAACCAUAAUGAACGGGUAGAAGAAAGAAAAAUUGCCCUCUAUGAACUUAUGAAACUAACCCAGGAAGAAUCUUUUAGUGUUUGGGAUGAACACUUUAAAACAAUAUUACUUUUACUGCUUGAAACCCUUGGGGAUAAAGAGCCUACAAUCAGGGCUUUGGCAUUAAAGGUUUUAAAAGAAAUCCUAAGGCAUCAACCAGCAAGAUUUAAAAACUAUGCAGAACUGACUGUCAUGAAAACAUUGGAAGCACAUAAAGACCCUCAUAAGGAGGUGGUGAGAUCAGCUGAGGAAGCUGCAUCUGUGUUGGCCACUUCAAUCAGUCCAGAGCAGUGCAUCAAAGUGCUUUGUCCUAUCAUCCAAACUGCAGAUUACCCCAUUAAUCUUGCUGCAAUCAAAAUGCAAACAAAAGUGAUAGAGAGAGUGUCCAAGGAAACUCUUAAUCUGCUUUUACCAGAAAUUAUGCCAGGCCUAAUACAGGGUUAUGACAAUUCAGAGAGCAGUGUUCGGAAAGCUUGUGUCUUCUGCCUGGUGGCUGUUCAUGCGGUAAUCGGGGAUGAACUAAAACCACAUCUCAGCCAGCUUACUGGCAGUAAAAUGAAGCUACUGAAUCUUUACAUCAAACGUGCACAAACAGGCUCUGGAGGAGCUGACCCCACUACUGAUGUCCCCGGGCAGAGUUAG
This is a messenger RNA of Pipistrellus nathusii (Nathusius's pipistrelle), 4476 nucleotides long. The record is from the annotation of a GenBank genome assembly. Lineage: Eukaryota; Metazoa; Chordata; Mammalia; Chiroptera; Vespertilionidae.